CUCUGGGAUACGGAAGUCGGACGUUUUAAUCCCGCGCUCACUUCGAGAUGAAGGCGAGUCAAGAAGAUGAGAGGAAAGACGAGGCCUUUCUCAUUUCAUGUCGGACCUCCACUUCCCGCCUCAACUGGUUAUAAGAAGCAAGAGGCUGUUGAGCAUGAAGAGAGGCUGGCGGCACGUCCGCCAUGAUGAGUCGAGGCACGUAUCCCCGCUCAAGCGUGUCUUUGUGGGGCUUGGAGGGAGCCAGCAGCUGCGCCUGCUAUUGAAUUCUGAUGCAGGCCGGCCUCUACAGGUGGAAAUGCUCUUAUCGAUACGGCCUGUCCGAGCCUGACCGCCGGCCGAUCCGUCUCAUUGAUGAUUUCAGGUGCCCCCCCCCUUAGGAGCCCCAUUGAUUAAUGUCUGGGCCAUGGCGGUAUUUCCAUAUUGAUACGUCGAUGGAUGACGGCGCUCCAGGAACAAGCUGUUAUUGAGCUGCUUUGCUUGAUGUGUUUAUGCCUCAUGCUCAUAAUGGGCCUGGGACUUUUAUUUAGAGCCAAGAUGGAGGUGUCAACAUGCGUCUAUUUCACUAGCUCUCAAUGAUAAAGCACAGCGAUUCAAGCAGAGAUGGAUGCCCCUGAAUUACUGUCAAAGAUUUCUGAAUCACCAGUUGUUACCAGAGAGGGGACCAUUUGAGCUCCUCAUCACCAAAUGAAUCAUAGAUCCGGCGUAGAGUCAUGUAGCCUUGACCAAUCGUGAGGUUUUCUUGAGUCGGACUCAACAGCACCUCUGCUGGUUGCUGCUAGUCCUCCAUGAUGUGUUUUGAGUGUGAGGGCCAGAGUGACGUCCAAUGGGACCUUGGCUGCCCUCUUCUUCCCAGCAAGGCCAACCUCCUCCUCAGCUGCCUGACAGUUCCAGGUGUUCAACUUUGGAGGUUCCACCGUUGGGGGAGUUGUGACUGACAUCUGCCGAGAUACGCACACACACAUUGUCAAGAGCCCUCAUCUGUGAAACGCCUGAAUGCAAAGCAGAAUAACAAGAUGGGACAACAAGCGAUGCCGUCCUGCAGGCUUUGAUCAGGAGGCCAGGGACGAGAGAGGAAGUGGGUCAGAAAGUUGUGCUGGAGACUGCAGGAGAACAAGGCUGGAAUAUCGAGUAGAGAUGCAGGAAAGCGGCGAGCGCGAGGGAGGGAGAGAUUUGAAACUCAGACCACGGACGAGACAGCCUAUCAGUAUUCAGCGGAGAAAGUGAUAAAACUGGACAUCUUGGAGCAAUGUGGGUGAAGUGUCUUUGCCCAAAGACACUACAGCAGUGACUGGGUUGGAGGUAGCAGGAUUCGGAUGAUGCACUCCACCUCCUGAGCCACGCCAUCCAUAAUUGAGGUGUGUUUUUCAACAGGACAGGACGGGCCCAUAUAGGAAGAGGAUGUGCGCGUUUGUGUGUGUGCGCAUGGCGGAAUCUCCCCACUUGUUUGGACUGUCCACUCCUCCGUCGCCGGCUCUCCUUCAUUCUUUCGCUCCGGCUGCUCAUCAGCAUUUGAAAGGCAACUUUGACAGUGAGAAAGAAAAGUGAAGAGGGAGGGAAGAGAGCGAUGGAGCUUGGUUGGUUGCUUGUGAGUGGUGGGGAGGGGUGGGGGGGGGGUGGUUGGGGUAAACGAAAAGCGUGAGGCAGGCGUAGAGCGCCAGGAAGAGACUGAGGCGAGGGGCUGAACAAGCAUGCCUUUUAUAUGUACUAGUGACUGAGAGAGGGAGAGAGAGAGAGAGAGAGAGCGAGAGAGCAGCUGAAGGCAGAGACAACUGGUGUGUGCACAGCUUUCCCUGGAGGAAAUGGAAAGAAAGAAGCUUCAGCGAGGAGAGAGGGAUGGAGGGUAGCAUGCCGGUUUGAUAGAGAGAGAGAGAGAGAGAGAGAGAGAAGGAGGCUGGAAGAGAUUCUCACACUGGCUGUGUCCUAAUCCGAGUCCAUCUCCUGGAGGCAGCGGAGCAGAGUGUUAGUGAAGUGAGUCUAAGAGGCGAGGAGAGGUACAUCAGCUAGCACACACACACACUAGGAGUCCACAAUGUGUCCGGCUUUGCUUCUGUGAAAGUAAAAGAGGGAGGCAAGGAGAGACUGACUGCCACGGUCCCAAGCCCAAUCGGCUUUACUCGCACACGCACACACACACACGUACACACACGCAAACAUAGUGUUUGUGUUUCGGCUUGAGGUGGUGGAAGAGGUGGCAGUGCAUUGGGGUGGGGUGGGGGGGCACCCAGGACAGGACAGGGCAGAGCUGGGGCACCGGAGAGGAGGAAGAGGAGGAGGAGAGAGACAAAGUGGAUGAGAUCAGAAGCAGCACAUCCAAUGCUGGAAAUGCCCGUCAGCAGAUCGCCUGCCAAUCAGAGCCUUCGUUAAGAGUGGCCGGGGCGCCAUAUUGGGAGAAGGAUGGCCACCAUGCCGUUUGUCAGUGAGGGGAAGUGUGUGAGUGUGGAGUGGGAUUUCCUACAAGGACUACUGGCCAAGCCUCCUACCCUGCCCUGUCUCCAGAACCUGCGCAAAGAAAAGUCGCGCAAUGCCGCCCGAUCGAGACGGGGGAAGGAGAACUUUGAGUUCUUCGAGCUGGCCAAGAUGCUUCCCCUGCCCGGUGCCAUCACCAGCCAGCUGGACAAGGCGUCUGUCAUUCGGCUGACCAUCAGUUAUCUGCACAUGCGCGCCUUUGCCAGUCAGGGGGACCCGCCCUGGAGCCCCCUGCUGGAAGGAGACAGCAACUGCAGUAAAGUAAGACGGUCUUCUCAUUCUCUGGCUACUGACAUAUUUGAACAGCACCUGGGGGCGCACCUCCUACAGUCUUUGGAUGGCUUUGUGUUCGUGGUCAGCCAUGAGGGACGCUUUCUUUACAUCUCAGAGACAGUUUCUAUCUACCUGGGACUCUCACAGGUGGAGCUCACAGGCAGCAGCGUGUUUGACUACAUCCACCCGGCCGACCACGUGGAGAUGGCCGAGCGGCUGGGGAUCAGGCCUCAUCUGCGGGCCGAGGCCGGCUGCCACACGGGGCCCGAGAGCGCUCCUUCCAGUUCCGCCUCAGCCUCCUCCCUGGCCGGGACGCCCGAGCCCGCAACUCCUUCCAGUCCUCAUUCUCCUGCUGAUGAGCCUCCCGACCGCGGCUUCUUUAUUCGCAUGAAGUCCACGCUCACCAAAAGAGGUCUGCACGUCAAAUCCUCCGGAUACAAGGUGAUUCACGUGACUGGGAGAAUCCGCUACCGGCCCACGCUGGUUCCGGGCUCCACACGCUCCAUGCACCGACCGAUGGGACUGGUGGUGCUGGCACACACCCUCCCCCCCUCCACGCUCAAUGAGGUCCGCAUGGAGAGCCACAUGUUCGUCUUCCGGGUCAACAUGGACCUGCAGGUCACGUACUGCGAGAACAGGAUAUCCGAGUAUAUGGACCUGACCCCAGCUGAGGUGGUGGGACGCACCUGCUACCACUUCAUCCACGUGGAGGAUCUGGAGAACCUGAGGCAAAGCCAUGAAGACUUGCUGAGGAAAGGCCAGGUAGUGACGGGCUACUACCGCUGGCUCCAGAAGAGAGGCGGCUAUCUGUGGAUUCAGUCCACGGCCACGGUGUCCAUAAACCACAAAGCCCCCCACGAGCGCAACGUCAUCUGGGUCAACUACGUCCUCAGUCGAACGGAGAUGCCCGACACCCCUCUGGACCUGCUGCAGCUGCCAGAGAGCGUCCGAGUGGAGAGACUUCGAGUCAGCUCCCCUCCCACAAACAGCUCCCCGCAGGCCAGAGGCUCGCAGCCAGCAAAGAGCUCGGUGGGGAAGAGUGACCCCGACACAAAGGACAGAGAGAAGUUCGCCGCCGCCGCCGCCGCCGUGCAGUCAGACACCAGGAGGAAGCGCCUGCUGAGGCCCGAUCACGAGGGCGCCCCCCCUGAGAGCCGCCGCAGGCUGGAAGAGCUUCGGCACGCCGAGGAGAGCGUGUCGGCAUCCUCGGACAUGGCCAGUGAGAGCGAGGGGGAGGAGGAGGAAGAGACGGAGUGGGAGCAAGGGGGAGACGGUGACAAAUUGAAACAAGAAGACGGGGGAGGGAAGCAGAGUAGGGGGGGAGACACCCCGACGAGAGGUGAGAGGGGAGGGAGGGUGCACAACGGGCGAGCUGUGAUCCAGCAGCUCAAAAGUGUCGUGACCCCGUCCCCGCUGCCUGGCAGCCCUAGCAUCAAGACUGAACAUGAAGCCCUGGCCACUGGGGGGCGCUGGGGGUCACACAGCAACCAGCCCCAACCCUCCCAUGCACACACCCCUUCCAGCAGCCUUAAUGGCGACAGCCCCACCACCCCAGUACCCGACUCCUCGUCCAGCAGCGAAGCCCCACCAAAGGGCUUGUUCACACCUCCUUCCCCGGCUCUGUCCCCAGUUAUGUCUGUGUCCUCCCCGCUGCCUCGUGAGGAGAGGUCUGUGCCAGGGGUGGUCAGUCGGAGCGGCGGGGGCGGGCCAGGCGGGGGCGGGCCAGGCGGGGGCGGGCCAGGCGGGGGCCCUGACUUCGAGCUCCUCCAGAGACUGGCUGCAGGGGGCGCAGCAGGGCGGGUGCUCUUCCAUCCCCUCGCCCUCGGCCCGCAGGGCCCCCAGAGCUUAUACGCCCCCAGCACCAUCCGCUACGCUCCCCCGGAGCUUCCCCCCUCUCAUCACCACAGCACCGGACACGGGGACGGUCUUCAACUGCGCUCGGACCACCACAAGGGGCCCCCGCCGACUUUCUUUCCCCAUCUGCAGCGACUAGCCGGCCUGCCGCCCUUCAACGGCUUCUCCCCUUCGGACAGUCCCUUCUCCUCCGGCCUGCCCUUCUGUAUGAACGGAUUGAGGGGGGCGGCCGGCCCCGAGGAGGACUGAGAAGAUGACAAAGAUGUUGAAAGUGGCAGGACAUUAAGCCUCUGAGGCUGCCACUAAUUGGACUUGAAUAACUGGGAUGUAAAACGUGUGACAAGGCGCCGCAUUUGGGAACUGUGACAAGUUGACGGGGGCUCUCGGACAAAAAAAAAAAAAAAAAAAAAUGGGACCACAUUUGAUGGGAUCUCCCAUAAGACUGUAUGACAAAAUAAUGAAAUGCACGUCUUGGGACGGACGACUUCAGUGUUUCUUCCACUCAGAGAAGCCAUAUUGUACAUAGAGACAACAACCAUGAAGACCCUCAGCUCACAUAGCCUCCCCCCGCCCCCAAAUGUCACCACAAUUAACCCAAUUAACACCCAUAGAGGAAAACAAAGAUGGACACUUGAUGGAGAGACUUUUUAUUAUUGCAGUAUUCUACCAAUAAUAUCUUUUUGCUUCCUUUCAAAUAGACGGAGGUGUUUUUUUCUAUUGAAAAGAAUUACAAAAAAUAAUUGAAAAGCACACAGACGGGGACAAAACAUGAGACAUUCCGUGAUGUUUAAGGGAAGAAAUGCAAUUCUUUUCCGUUUGUGACGGUAGGAAGGUCCUUGGUUGAGCUCAUUCAUCGUUAGCGUUGUGUGUCAUGGAAGCCAUAUUUUGUGUUGAUUUGUGUUGUUUCCGCGGAAAAGCAGUGAAUUCCAGUUGCACGGUGUCGUCACCAGACAUUUCAAGUGGGAAUUUGGAGCACUUACUGACAUGCUAAAGCACUUCUUAAAGCCGUGCGGUCCUGUUCAAAGCUGAAAACAACGUCAGAUAGCUGCUACACUGUGUGUGUGUGCGCGCAUGUGUGUGUGUGUGUGUGUGUGUGUGCAGCAGAGGGAAUAAAUAGUCAUUGAUGAUAAAGUAACGGACCAUAAAAACGGGUCAUAAAAUGACAGCCAUUAAAGUCUCUGUCGGGUCAAGAUACACAUUCAGUGUCAGCUAUGGAAUAGAACCCUCAAUUUAAAAAAAAAAAAUUAAAAGUCACUUUACUUUAGUUGGAUUUUACUCAUGAGUGGGGAAAAAAUAAGUCCUUUUGUCUGAAAUGAUGAUGGUUUGUACAAAAAGUGUGGAAAACAUGAUGCGAUUUUCACCUCAUAUAGAUGAUGAUAAUAAUAAUAAUAAUAAAAUAAGAAGCAACUUUUUUACAUUCUUUAGCACUUUGAAUCCCUGGAGAUCAUUAUGUGAAAUUACACCUCAUUUCAUUUUUAUCUGCUUGUCGAGAAAAAAAAAAAACGCCAUGCAUUGUUUUGCUUUCUUUUUGCCUCCCUUUCUUCCAAAUUGUGUGUGUGUGAUGGGAAAAACGUAUUGCGUAUUGUCUAAGACAAAGUGCGCAUAUUGUGUGUGUGUGUGUGUGUGUGUGUGAGUGAGUGGGUGUUGUUUUUUAUUGUUAAAUGAAAUGGCUAACUUCUUUGCCUAUCACUGUGAAUUUAACGCUACCCUCGCAUCCUUGUGAAUAUUCCAGCCGCUUUAUUGGACAAAAUGAUGAUCAAUGUAAAAAAAAAAAAAAAAAAAAAAAGAGAGAACCAGUGCUACAGAUGACAAUAACAAUAAAAUAUUCCAGUCA
This is a messenger RNA of Doryrhamphus excisus (bluestripe pipefish), 6427 nucleotides long. NCBI's taxonomy places the organism in Eukaryota, Metazoa, Chordata, Actinopteri, Syngnathiformes, Syngnathidae. The record is from RefSeq and is a predicted model, not a curated record.